Messenger RNA from Spea bombifrons (plains spadefoot toad), 2018 nucleotides. RefSeq names its product dynein axonemal assembly factor 3 (gene DNAAF3). The transcript is spliced from 11 exons. Lineage: Eukaryota; Metazoa; Chordata; Amphibia; Anura; Pelobatidae. The record is from RefSeq and is a predicted model, not a curated record. The coding region runs from base 8 to 1486 and encodes 492 amino acids. Gene Ontology annotation, biological process: axonemal dynein complex assembly; motile cilium assembly.
UCGUGCUAUGGCUGCUGCAGGGAGAAGAGAGGUCUAUCCCACCUGGUGGGGCUUCAGUCCUGCCCUGGAUCUGCAGAUGCAUUGUCUCCAGAGUACCAUCCAACAGCUGUCUUCUUCUGACGAUGAUGUGCCGGAGCUCAACAUUCUGCUAGUGGGAGCGGGUGAUGCCCGGCAUCUCCUCAAGACGAUUUGUCAGGCGCGCCGGUGGCCAAAAAGAAAGCUUAACUUCUACAUAAUAGAGAGUGACCUGGAGCUCCUGGCACGGACCAUGCUUUUUUUAACCCUGGCCCUCGAGAAUCCGGAGCAAAUGGGCUUACAAGAAAAAAGCGAGAGUUUCUUGGAGCUCUUUGGAAACAGUCUGAUCCGCAGUCAGACAGCAAACUAUCUCCAGGAGAGGUGCGAUCUCUUCAUCCGCUGUGUCACGGACCCGGAUUACCAACAGAAUGUUUUCCCGUGGCUGAACCUCACCGCCAUCAAGUUUAAAGAAAGAGAUGAGCUUGAAGAUAUUUUUAAGUUCUGGCGGACUCCGGAAUCCAGGCUCUUUCCUAUUGAGAAAUAUUGGGAGGCGAAGAACAGGCAGUUUCUUGGUCGGCGCUACGACUCCCGGAGAGGAGCGUACGACUGGGACCUGUCCAUGAAGCUGCACGAUAGAGGGGCCAGCGUCAUCAACGGAGCGGAUUACAACCGCUGGCGAGAGAAAGGCGUAGCGUUUGUGAUCCGUGAAGGAAUUUAUGACGUUCCCAACAAAACCCUGGCCUCGUACAUGAGUGUAGCACACAGAAGUGGAAGGGUGCGAGCCCGGGGGUACUGGGGCGACAUAAUUACCAGCCCUUACAUAGCCUUUGGAAUUGAAACGGAAGAGAAGGGCUUGCUAAUCACGGCUAAUGGAGUCCAUGUAAAGUCAGCUCAAGAAAUCACCCAAUAUAACGUCCUCUCCUUAUUCCACGAGUUGGUCACCGGACAGAAAUAUACUCUUCCAGCAGCAGACAAAGCGGAUUCCGAACCCACAAGACGUCCCCCCGCUUUUCCUUCCAGCCCCCUCUCCGAUACCCCGGCCGAAGAAACCAGGAACGCAACCGAGCGCACGAACCGAAACGCCGAGCCGGAGAAGCCGAGCAAACCCUUAAGUUUCAUCCCGCUGAGCGACGUGGAGAUCCAUUUCUUGCCCCUUAACUCCGUCAGCGAUCUUCAUCGGAAGAGCAGAUUCCACAACCUGUUCAACCUCCUGUACUUCUCCUGCAGCAUGGUUCACAAUCUGAAGCCUGAAUACAAGCUGGUGUCCGCCAGAAAAGCCACUCUUGUUUUGGAACUCACAAAAUUCAUGGUGGAUCUCCAAACAGAAAAGUUAAAAAGCUACGUUUCCAUAGUGACAAAAGUGGCAAAGGAUUCGGGUUUCACCGCCACGGAAAGCGUUGAUUGGAAACGAGAUCACGUUGCCACGUUUGAACGGACGGAUGAUUUGGGGGGACAGCCGCCGGAGCCGUGAUCGAAGCCGCUUCUUCGUGUCUUCAUUCGGACGUUAAUGAAGGUGUUAAAUAGAUUUGCGCUUUAUACGCGCGUUACUUAUAAUUGUACGUUUUUCAGAUACCAUUUCCCACAUCUAACAGCCCCUUAAAGGGACCUUUUCACCACGAUUUGGCCUCCCCCCCCCCAUUAUUAUGCAGUCAGGCUCCAGACACACUCCAAAAAAUGAUAUUCUGUUGGCAAAUUUUUAUACAAUCGUCCGAUUUCAGCUAAUUUUGUAUGAAGACGGAACGGAAUCAGUGUCGCCGAUCACCAUGUGAUUUUUGUUCUCUUAGGGAUGCAAAGUCAUAGCAGAUGAGACGUUCAGUAACCAAUUAAUGACGUUUAACCCCGUAAAAUACAUUUGGAUAGUGAAGGGGCGUUGACAUGGUUCUAAUAUGUAAUUACAUGGAGAUAUUUAUUCUAUUUAUUGUUUUGUGUGAACCAGUUUCCUAAAGUUGAAUUUUUAAGAAUAAAAUCUCUUAGAAUAUCUGAUUUGGUAUUAUUUUAAGUAA